CACUCUACCUAAAAUGGCGGCCUCUACUCGUGCUUGCUUUUCGAAACUACUUUAUAAUUGUAUAAAUUCAUCAAGAACACUAUCAAGACCAAUACAAAGCCAUAACUAUUCAACUUUACUACAAAAAAACCGGGUAGUUGUUCUAACCGCAAGUACAAUUCGAUUUAAUUCAACAAAAGCUGAUGGAGCGAAUUUAAAUAUUGCCAAUAGUACUACCACUGAAACAGUCCCAGCGGAUGUUCAAGGUUACAUCCCCGAACCUCCAGUACCACCUAUUCAAGAUGCUGGAGAAUCAGUGUUGACUGCAUUAGGAGAACCAACAUUACAGAGCUUAGGUUUAGCUGGUUGGACACCAAAUGGAUUAGUGCAAUGGGGAUUGGAAUCUUUACACGUUGGUUUGGAUAUACCAUGGUGGACCUCAAUAGUAAUUGGAACUGUCUGUGUACGAUUGGCGCUAUUUCCUUUGGUUGUUAAAGCUCAGAAACAUGCUGCUAACAUGCAUAAUAAUAUGCCAACAAUGACAAGACUCCAGGACAAAUUCUCAAAGGCGAGAUUAAUGGGCGAUCAAGUAGCCGCAUCUAGAGCGGCCAAAGAACUUUUGGACUUUAUGAAGAACAAUGAAGUAAAACCUCUAAGAGGAAUGUUGGUUCCCUUAGCUCAACUACCAAUAUUUUUAUCUGUUUUUGUUGGUGUAAGACAAAUGGCUAACUUACCGGUGGACAGUUUGAAGACAGGAGGAAUACUGUGGUUUACUGAUUUAACAGUUGUUGAUCCCUUUUACGCUCUUCCUUUCUUAACUUGCGCAACACUUAUGGCAACAAUUGAGUUAGGCGUUGAUGGAGUGAAAUCAACAGCUUUAAAUCCUAAAAUGAGGAUGGUUAUGAGAGCAAUGCCAAUUUUUGUAUUUCCGUUUAUUAUUAAUUUCCCAACGGCUAUGCUUUGUUAUUGGUUUACAUCAAAUACUAUAUCAUUAUUUCAAGUACUUUUCUUGAAAAUACCCAAUGUUAGACAGUUCUUUAAUAUACCAAUCAUGGUUAAACAUGAAAAUUCUGGUAUACCUAAAAAGAAGUUUAUGGAAGGCUUUAAAGAUUCAAUAAAAAACUCGAAAGUUGCCGCUCAGAUUGAAGAUAGGCAAAGAGUAGAUAGCAUCAAUUUCAAAGAAGCUGGUUUAGCUCCUAUACAAAAAACCUAUUCAUAUGAUCCAACUAAACAAAAAAAAACUGUUAAAAAAUAAAUUGUAUAAAAGAAUCACACUUGUAUUUUGUAAAGUUUCAUAAGUAUUAG
This is a messenger RNA of Dimorphilus gyrociliatus, 1284 nucleotides long. The record is from the annotation of a GenBank genome assembly. Lineage: Eukaryota; Metazoa; Annelida; Polychaeta; Dinophilidae.